Owenia fusiformis is the source of this 781-nucleotide messenger RNA. NCBI's taxonomy places the organism in Eukaryota, Metazoa, Annelida, Polychaeta, Sabellida, Oweniidae. The record is from the annotation of a GenBank genome assembly.
CAAAAUCGAACAAUUCUAUAACGUUUAAGGAUAUUGUUCUUAUCAGUGCCUUGAGCUCAAAUCACUUGAAUGAAUUUUUGGUUUUUCUUGAAAACAAAAGGGAGUUUCAUGUGAACAACAAGCACAUUGUGUAUAACAUUGGUCUAAAUGGCAAUGCCACUGAGCAGAUUGAGGCAAGAUGUCCAGAGUGCAUUAUAAGGAACUUCAAUUUCUCAAGCUAUCCUCCCCAUGUCAGUAGCAUUGGCACCUAUGCCUUUAAGGUUCUAAUCAUCCAGGAGACCCUGAGAGAAUUUGGCAGUAUCUUCUGGUGCGACACAUCAGUGAGGUUUAAAACAUCCUACCAGGAGGACAUCAUACAGCAACUAAUGCAGACAGGAGUCGUAUCUUGGCAUGUGCGUGUUAAGACAGCACAAUACACACACCCAGACAUGUUCGAAUACUUCAACACUACACCUGAUAAAUACGAAGACCAGGUCAUGAUAGAACCAGGUCGGAUGUUGCUUUUAGAUACUCCUCGUAUACAGCAGCAUUUGAUUGAACCUUGUGUUCGCUGUGCUUUAAAUCCUGACUGCAUUGGGCCAAAUGGAAUGGUCAAGGGUACAAGAAAGGUGGUUGACGAAGAAAAACGUCACUUACACAGAUAUGAUAUGUCAGCAUUCAACAUUGCACUCGGUCAAAUGUUUAAUAUGACCACUCCAUAUUAUGCCACAAGGAAUUCUGUUUACAUAUCUAGAGGGGACAUUUUGCAGGAAUAGAACUCAAUGUUGUAAGAGAGUAGCAA